Molecule: messenger RNA, 1497 nt
Organism: Colletotrichum scovillei
Lineage: Eukaryota; Fungi; Ascomycota; Sordariomycetes; Glomerellales; Glomerellaceae
Exons: 3
Coding region: 77-1042 (321 amino acids)
Cellular component (GO): mitochondrial inner membrane
Molecular function (GO): S-adenosyl-L-methionine transmembrane transporter activity
Source: RefSeq, a predicted model, not a curated record
AUUUGCGACUUAUCUCAAAGACAUGAGCAGUGCUUCUCAUCGAUAUUGGUGUCAAAAUACAUGAGAACAUUCCAAAAUGUAUGAAAUAUACGCUGCCGGUGCUGCGGCGGCGUUCACAGUAGACUGUCUCGUCUACCCUCUAGACACCAUCAAGACCAGAUAUCAGAGCCAAGACUUUGUCAAGACGUAUGCCUCAACAUCAGGAAGCAAAGCGCCCCUCUUCCGGGGCCUUUACCAGGGCAUUGGAAGUGUGGUGCUGGCCACAUUACCGGCAGCCGGGAUAUUCUUCGCCACGUAUGAAAGCAUGAAAAAAACUAUCUCCAGCACUGAUUUGCUCCCUCAACCGUUUGUGCAUGCCUCGGCCUCGGCCAUCGCAGAGAUGGGCUCAUGCCUAGUUCUCGCACCAGCAGAAGUCAUCAAGCAAAAUGCGCAAAUGUUACGGAAGCAAGACAACAGCGGCAACGGUACCAGGCGAUCAACAUCCCUCGAGGCCCUGCGACAAGUCACAAGUUCCGGGGCGCAGAGGCGUCUCUUCUCCGGCUACACAGCCCUCGUCGCGCGCAACCUCCCCUUUACCGCAAUUCAAUUCCCCAUCUUUGAGCACGUGCGAAACACGGUCUGGACCUCUCGGUCGCAAGGUAGGGCAGAGGGCGAAGAGCAAGGGCUCGUAGAAACAGCCGUAGUUACGGGUACCAGCGCGGGCGCAGCGGGCGCGUUUGCGGCCUUCAUCACUACGCCGAGCGACGUCGUCAAGACGCGGAUGAUGCUGAGCGCGGGAGAAGCCGGCGAUAAGAGCCACAGCACUUCGUCGCCUUCACAUGUUGAGAAGUCGGCGAGUCCUAGGUCGAAGCCGAAGCGCGGCAGCUUGAAGGUGACGCGGGACGUGUAUCGACGACACGGCGUGCGCGGGUUGUUCCGCGGUGGAGGGUUGCGUGCCGUGUGGACGGCCGUCGGCAGCGGUCUCUACCUGGGCACGUACGAAAUGUCAAAGGUCUGGCUCACUCGGGGCAAGGACGAAUCGGAAGUUGUCGGAGGGCUGUAAGGACGGGCGGAAGAGAAGCAGCAGAGAAAACGUGCAUAUGUGAGAUUAGCAGGGUGCAUUUCGAGAGAGAUAACAACCGGCGGUGACGGCGACAGGAACCUAAGAAAGUUUGCUGUAAGUGUAUCUCUCCGGAUACGUGUAUCUAUAGAAUUGGGUUUCUGUUAUCAGCAUCAACUUAUCAAGGGCGGCAAUGAUAUGAGAUGCAUGGAGGGAGCCGUUCCGAAGAUCACGUCGUGCCAAAUCGUCUGGUGGUUGUUGAAAGUCGCAGAUGUGGAAUAGGGAGAUAAAGUGAAGCGGCGGGAGUGACUGAGGAAGACAAGAGAGUCUCCGAAACACGGCCUGGACAUUGACACCCGACCACCUCAGUGACAAUCCAAUGUUGCCGCAUUGUUGGGGUGGAUAUUUACCCGCCGGUACGUUGAUGCCGGGAUACGCCAGCCUGCCGAUGCCAAAAG